UUCUAUCAAACAUCAGCUACCUGAUAUCAACCGAUCGCAACAAAAUGGCGUUCAAACUUACCAUUGCCCUCGCCUUCGUCGCUGUUAUCUACGGAGUCCAAGCUACUCCAUUGGGUCUCGACUCCAUAAUUCCCGGUCUUCCCGGACUUGGUGAUUUAUCGCCAGACUCAUCUGACAGCACCGAUCCAUCUGUAACCACCCCCGCUGGUCCUCUUGGAUCUUCUAGUCCUCUUGAUAUCCUAACAAAAUUGGUGGGUUUAAUUUUAGGCCCGGUGUUCUCACUGGUGUCAGCUGUCCUCGGUGCUUUGGGCGGUUUGGGCGGUGGUGCAGGCUUGGGUAGUGCAUCUGGGGCAAUCGAUGGUGCGAUUGUUGGCCAGGUGACGAGUAUGUUGGGUAGUAUGGGGGGAGCACUCACUGGCGGCGCAUUUGGAGCGGCUGGUGGAUCUGAUUUAAUUGGAGGAGUAACUGGUGGGGCACUUGGUGGAGCCACUGGUCCCCUGGGUAGUGUGACUGGAGCAGUGACUGGGGGCGCUUCUGGUGCGACCAGUGGUGGUAGUCUCCUUGGUUAGUAAGAAAAAUUGUUAUCCUUUUAUUUUGUUUGGGUGCAAACUGCCCUAUUGUAAUGAUUCACUGUUAAUAAACUAUAUACAAGUA
Dalotia coriaria is the source of this 654-nucleotide messenger RNA. RefSeq lists its product as uncharacterized. The record is from RefSeq and is a predicted model, not a curated record. The transcript is spliced from 2 exons. NCBI's taxonomy places the organism in Eukaryota, Metazoa, Arthropoda, Insecta, Coleoptera, Staphylinidae. Bases 45 to 569 code for a protein of 174 amino acids.